AUGGUUUCAUGGCUGGAGGUGUGCGACAUGCUGGCAAAGCGGCUUGAGGAAGGCCAAGGCAUUCUGUUAUGCUGCAUGACAGGUGCUCACAAGAGUGCUGCUUUGGCCUGUGGCCUGGUUAUGUAUUUGACUGGAACCGCAUUUGACAAAGCAGAGACCUACUUGUGUAGCUUGAGGAAUUGUGUGGACCUUUCCUUCAAGCCACCUGGGAGAAGCCCCCGAUCAGCCUCGGAUUGGUUGUUAGAGUGGCAAGACCGCAUCCUUGCAGAGGCCUGGACGUUUGACAUAUGCCAGGUUCUGAGCCCGCAUGCCUUCCGAAAGAAGGCAAUCCAGGUUGGCUUUGAGGCGAUGCAUACACGCCCUAAAGCCAAGGCAGCAAAGACAGGGUCUGGGGAGCAGGAUCCUGGUUACAGCAGUGGUGGCUUUGAACAUGGCUUCUCCACGGUUUCAAGCCAAGAGCUGAACAGCUCAAUGGAGUCGGAGGCUUCUUGGGGCUUCACACCUUCUUUGAAACGCUCCUUGCCUACCGCCUCUGGCGAUGGUUUUCUGGUUCUGAAGGACGAACUGGCAAGCAAAAAGAUGCGGGCUGCGAAGCUUAACCAGCUAUGCGCAGACCUUGAAGCGUUGGACAGCAAAAUGAUGGUGCUCUUGAUGCCUGCAGACAAAGUAGCGAUGCCCAGCGUAGCCCAGCAGAAGCAGGCCACUGCAGAGCCGACUGCGCCAAAUGUCAAAGAGCAAGGAGGCUUGAAUGCUGCAGCUGCCGACCAACCAGAGCAGCCCGAGGCUAGGGCCUCAGCGGAUGUAGGCCAGGUUGCCGCUGCAGACAAAGUUCCGGCCACUACCCAGGUUGCUGACGAGCCUGCGGAGAAGCCUGCUGACCAAGCAGACAUAUGUGACAUAGACGUGCCAGACCAGAAGGAUGACGGCGGCAAUGUGGAGAUGGAAGCUCAGAAGGAGGACGCUCACUGUCAAGGAGGAGAGUUCCAAGUUGAUUACGCCCCUGAUGAGCCUGCAGCCAACUCGAAGAAGCAGGGAGCAGCAGCGAGUGACUGUGGACGGUCUGUUUUGGAGGGUGAGAAGCAGCCACUGGACCACUCUCUCAGGAACCAAGACUCCGAGGUUAUGUCCAGGGUUCUGGAGCUCCUGGAAGAGCAGCGCUUGCAGAGGCAAGCUGUGUUGGCCAGGUCUGAAGAGGAGUUGACCCGCCAGACCCUGCAAGUGGAAGCCCUCAGGGCGUUGUUGGGGCCUGAGCCCCUGACAGUCUUGGACCUUUUGGUUGAUGUCGGGCCGAGCGUCGUGCUGGCCUUGAGUGACAGCGAUGGCAGAACCUUGCUGCACCACGCAGCGCGGAUUGGGGCAUGGCAGGUGGCUGAACGCCUUGUCUCAAUCAACCCACACGUCUGCGACCAAUUCACCUCCCCGAGCGGGAGGCCCGCGCACUGGUCUCUCCUCAUGGUCUUUAUUGACUCAGGGUGGCCCGGCCUGUCGGAGUCGCAAUAUAUGGGCCUUCUGCACCUGCUGGUGAACAACAGCUCGCUGGCGACCGUGGAAGCAAGGGCUGCGAACGGAAUGAGUGCUUUGCAUAUGUCAUGCAGCAAAGGCAUGAACCGGACAACGAGAAAAGUUGUCUGGGCGAUGCACAAUAAAGCGACAGGCAACGAGGCGGCCUUUGGCCUGGUUUCUUCCCUGCUGAACCAGCCUGAUGCCCGCGGACGGGGCUGUGUUGAUUUGGCGCUGGGGUGCAACGUGGGCUUGGCGAUGUGGCUCCAAAGGCAUUGGAAUGCAAGGCCGCUGCAGCCGCCUCCUCGAGCUUCAGCGCAGGAGUGGUAUGAUCGCAACCCUUGGUACCAGCGGCGGGACUGGCUCUAG
This is a messenger RNA of Durusdinium trenchii, 1869 nucleotides long. The record is from the annotation of a GenBank genome assembly. Lineage: Eukaryota; Dinophyceae; Suessiales; Symbiodiniaceae.